Molecule: messenger RNA, 982 nt
Organism: Musa acuminata AAA Group (dessert banana)
Lineage: Eukaryota; Viridiplantae; Streptophyta; Magnoliopsida; Zingiberales; Musaceae
Product: WAT1-related protein At5g47470-like
Exons: 3
Coding region: 202-741 (179 amino acids)
Cellular component (GO): plasma membrane
Molecular function (GO): transmembrane transporter activity
Source: RefSeq, a predicted model, not a curated record
AAUUUUGAUUCUAUUCAACUUACAAAUAUCCUUACUGUCUAUACUGAGAUUUUGAUUUUGGAAGUAAAUAGCUUACAAAUAUCCUUAAGUCAUUUUGGAAUCAAAUGACUUAAAAAGCUUUUUCCGUUACCCACAUUGUUUUUUGUUUUUUUUUUUUGUCUUUAUCUUUCUUGGAUAUAGUUAUUGACAUGUAGAGUGUAGAUGAUGCUGGGAAUGAAGAAGACCUCUCCGGCCAUUGCUUCUGCAAUGUCUAAUCUCGCUCCUGGCCUCAUCUUCAUCGUUGCAGUCUGCCUCAGUCAUGUUGCUGCAUCAAUAGUUUCAGUGCCUUGCAGGUUGGAGAAGUUUGAAGUAGAAUACUGGUACAGUAGAGCCAAAGUUGGGGAAACAUUUGUAUGCUUUAGUGGUUCUGUAGCAAUGAGCUGCUUCCGCAGCAAUUCCAAUUCUCCCAACUUAAAAAGCAAGGAGCCAAAAUUAUUGAUGAAGCACUUGGACAAGGACACCUACAGCGAUUGGAUCUUAGGCUGCUUCUAUCUCUUAGCAGCAGUAGUUUUGCAAUUGCAGGGAGGAGCAAUGGUUGGUGUGUGCAUAGCAUUGCAGAUGUGGUGUCUGAACAGAAAAGGCCCUCCUCUUGUUGCCAUCUUUAGCCCCAUCCAAACACUCUGUGCAGCUAGCUAUUCUUUCAGCCAUCCUCUCCGGGCAGAUCAUAAGUUUAGGAAGGUAGGAAGUGGCAUCCAAUUCUGAUUUCCUUUAGUUGGUCAGGUAUAUUUUGAAUUGCAUGCCAUGAGUGUGAGAAGUUGGUAGAAAGAUAAGGCUGACACCUAUCCACACUCCAAAAGCUAAUAAAAUGCUGUCUUGAGUUUAAUCUAUCCCCCAACAAUUCCCCACUUUGACUUAACUGAGUGCAGCUGUAGAAUAAUACAUCACAUGCAUUAGAGUCUGAAAUAGUAGUUCUCCAGGGUUACUGUAUAAACUUGUAGAAAGA